AUGAUCAGACAUAGCAGGAAUUUGAUAAAACUGCAAUCAGUGAGAUAUGCGUCCACUAAGGGCAAGGAAAACUCUGCCACGGAAAAUUUGAGGCUGGGUUACUUAUCAGACGCACAGAAUGCCUACAUGGAUAGGGUUAUCAGAGUAGACCAAGCAGGGGAGUUGGGUGCAAAUUUCAUAUACAAUGGGCAGUAUUUGGCCCUGUCACAUAAGAGACCGGAUUUAAAACCUAUACUAAAGCAUAUGUGGGAACAGGAGAUCCACCAUCACAAUACUUUCAACAAUCUACAGGUUGAAAGAAGAGUGAGACCGUCGUUGCUAACCCCUCUCUGGAAGGUUGGAGCCAUGGGAUUAGGUAUUGCCACAGGACUGAUGGGGAAAGAGGCUGCUAUGGCUUGCACAGAGGCUGUUGAAACUGUAAUUGGAGGGCAUUACAACCAGCAAUUAAGAGUACUAACUAACCAGUUCCAUGUGGAUGUCGUGAAUGAGGAAACUGGAGUAAAUACUCCGACCGUCCCCGAGGAGAUCAAAGAUAUGCAGAAGUUGGUCAGUCAGUUCAGAGAUGAGGAACUGGAGCACUUAGAUACAGCCGUUGAACAUGAUGCUCACGGUGCUAGGCCCUACUGGUUGCUUACAGAAGCAAUCAAACUGACCUGUCGGGGUGCUAUAUGGACUGCAGAGAGAGUUUAA
Messenger RNA from Komagataella phaffii GS115, 690 nucleotides. Its product is annotated as Protein required for the ubiquinone (Coenzyme Q) biosynthesis. Lineage: Eukaryota; Fungi; Ascomycota; Pichiomycetes; Pichiales; Pichiaceae. The coding region runs from base 1 to 690 and encodes 229 amino acids. Gene Ontology annotation, molecular function: 3-demethoxyubiquinol 3-hydroxylase activity. Gene Ontology annotation, biological process: ubiquinone biosynthetic process. The record is from RefSeq and is a predicted model, not a curated record. Gene Ontology annotation, cellular component: mitochondrial inner membrane. The transcript has a single exon.